AGAUACAACCUGUGUUGGACAAUGGACAUAUAUAUUUGGUGGAGUUGUGGUCAAAGAGUGAGUCGAACAAGAACAUAUUCAUUCAUUGAUUGCUUCCUUACUUCCUCUGUCAAAACUGUGAUAGCAGCUUCAAUUUCACAAGGAAUGGUGUAGAAGUUAUCUAUAUAUACACACAGUCACAGAGAUGGGGAAUUUGUUCGUGAAGAAACCCAAGAUCACCGAUGUCGAUCGAGCUAUUUUGUCUCUCAAGACCCAGAGACGCAAGCUCGCUCAGUACCAACAACAGCUUGAAGCUGUAAUUGAAGCAGAAAAGCAGGCUGCAAGAGACUUGAUUCGUGAUAAGAAAAAGGAAAGAGCUUUGUUAGCAUUGAAGAAGAAAAAGGCACAAGAAGAAUUAUUGAAGCAAGUCGAUACCUGGGUUAUUAAUGUUGAGCAACAAUUGCAAGAUAUUGAACUAUCAAGCAAGCAGAAAGCUGUGUUUGAGAGUUUGAAGGCUGGUAAUAGUGCAAUUAAAGCUAUUCAAAGUGAGAUCAACCUUGAGGAUGUUCAAAAGCUAAUGGAUGAUACUGAGGAAGCUAAAGCUUACCAAGAUGAAAUUAGUGCAAUUUUGGGGGAGAAAUUAUCAACAGAAGAUGAAGAGGAAAUCUUAGCAGAAUUUGAGAACUUGGAAGCUCAGAUAACUAUUCAAGACCUUCCCGAAACUCCUGCUUCAGUGCCGGGUCCUCAAGAUGAGAAGUUGGACCUUCCUGAUGUACCAACCAAAGUGCCAGUUGCACCUGAUGUGGUCACAGAUGAUGCAAAAGAUUCUGCUACGAUUAAAGUUAUGGAGGAACCGGUGCUGGCUUGAUUUGUAUAUGACAAUUGAAUUAGCUCGCCAUUCUGAAACUAAUCACCAGUUGAAUUUGACCUGUUCAGCAAUAUGCAUGUAUUGAUUUGGAUGAUUUUGAUUUUCUGUACCCUUACUUAAAGACUUGUGAGUUGUACAGAUUUAUAUUUCUCCAACCCUUGAUGUUUUGUUUCUAAAAUUCUUAAUU
Messenger RNA from Fragaria vesca subsp. vesca, 1034 nucleotides. RefSeq names its product vacuolar protein sorting-associated protein 20 homolog 2-like. Lineage: Eukaryota; Viridiplantae; Streptophyta; Magnoliopsida; Rosales; Rosaceae. Gene Ontology annotation, biological process: late endosome to vacuole transport via multivesicular body sorting pathway; vesicle budding from membrane. Gene Ontology annotation, cellular component: multivesicular body; ESCRT III complex. The record is from RefSeq and is a predicted model, not a curated record. Bases 185 to 847 code for a protein of 220 amino acids. The transcript is spliced from 6 exons.